Molecule: messenger RNA, 2670 nt
Organism: Aspergillus calidoustus
Lineage: Eukaryota; Fungi; Ascomycota; Eurotiomycetes; Eurotiales; Aspergillaceae
Source: the annotation of a GenBank genome assembly
CAUCCCCCAAGCCAGUGCCGGCCAGUGGCGGCGGGCGGCCUCCCAGAAGCGCAGGGUGUGCUCAUCCUUCGUAAACUCGUAAGACAGCUCAGCAUCCUGCAGAUCCGAGUCGACAGGAAGCACCUGCACCAGGCGAAUCUGCUUGUCGUCUUUUUCUGACCCAGACAUUGUUGCCCGGGUUGAUCUCAAACGUGAGGAGAAAUUUCAUUUUGUGGAUGGCCGAUGAUGGCGGGGCACACGCGAUAAUCUGUUUUGGUCUGGCCCUCAUUGGCUGCGCUGCCCAACAAGGUCCUCACCAAGACCUGAAGAGUCUUCACAUCUGACGAGGAUGAGAGCAGGGAUGGCAAUGCACAAUCAUUAAUAGCAUUCUGCAUAUCAAACACUAGAGUCUGGGUCAGGGCCAAAUAGGGCCAAAAAGCCAUCCAAACUCAAUCCCCGCACAACCCCUCCUCCUCGUAGCCAAAUCUGCCGAACUUGCACUCCGGGCGCCAGUUUGGAACCAGCAAACUCCGCGCGUGGUAAAAGAUCCGCGGAUCGACGUCCAGAUUGUACAUCUUUUGAACAUUUGGUCCUUGGGUCGCUCUGCGCCUGGGGUCGAACUCCCCCCGCAUCCCCGCGAUUCCAUGUAUUCCACCAACUGAGCUUCUGCCGAUGCUUCGCAGCUGUGAUUGUAUGCUCAAACUAACGGUCGCACUUGGGCUUUGUUGGAAGAUGACGAGAGAACAGAGACAAGGUCAUGUAAUGCACAACCGGCCUACAGCAGGAUCAAAAAGACAGCUUUGGAAUGGUGGGGGAGCAGCUAGCGCACCUUGCCCGAUUCUUACCUCCAGUAGCUGAAAAUCGCGUUCAGCUAAGGGCUGGUCGGCCUGGUUUUCGGGACUUAUCCGCGCUUGAUAUGCCAAUUUUGAUCCAUAGCUUGUCGCUAAGCUCAAAUAAUCAUAGCUCGAGGGGCUGAUGAUGCGUAUCAUUGAGCUGAGCUGCGCUGAACUGCCGCUAGACGAUUCCGUGUAACAGGAUAUAAAGCCGUCUGUCUCCCUUCUCCGAGUCCUCGAUCGCUCAGCCCUUUCGUUCCAAGCCCAUUCAUCGCACACCAUGUCUCUCGAUACAACCACCUUCCGCAACGUCGUCGACGGCCAGCUGCUAGCCACCGAAACAACACGACACGGCAUCAACCCCGCCACCAAGCAGCCCAACCCCGAGGUCCCAGUAACCACCGCAGCAGACCUCGACCGCGCCGUCACAGCCGCCCGGGCCGCAUACAAGAAAUGGUCGCGGACCACCUUUGACGAGCGCCGGCAGGCCCUCAACGCCUACGCCGACGCUCUCGAGGCAAACAAGGACGCGCUGGCCGCCCUCCUGACACAGGAACAGGGCAAGCCGCUGACCCAGUCGUCUGUGGAAGUUGGCAUGGCCGUCACCUGGACGCGGGCGAUUCCUACGAUGGAGAUCCCCGAGACAGUCAUCCAGGAUAAAGAGGACGUCAAGACGAUUCAGCGCUACGUGCCACUGGGCGUCGCGGCUGCGAUUGUUCCGUGGAAUUUCCCUGUCCUCCUCGCCAUCGGCAAAGUCGUACAGGCGAUUUACACAGGUAACGCUGUCAUUGUGAAACCAUCCCCCUUUACCCCGUACUGCGCGCUCAAGCUCGCUGAACUUGCUAUCCCGCACUUCCCUCCUGGCGUGUUUCAGGCGCUUAGUGGAGGCGAUGACCUGGGCCCUAUGAUCACCGAGCAUCCCGGUAUCGACAAGAUCAGUUUCACGGGGUCGACGCUCACGGGGAAGCGUGUCAUGGCGUCGGCGGCGAAGACGCUGAAACGUGUAACUCUCGAGCUGGGCGGCAAUGACGCGGCCAUUGUCUGCGACGACGUGGACAUCGACAAGGUUAUCCCGAAUCUCGGCAUCCUCUCCUUCCUCUGCAGCGCCCAAGUCUGCAUGAUGAUAAAGCGCCUCUACGUGCACGAGAAAAUCUACGACGCCUUCCUGGCGAAAUUCGUCGAGUUUGUGAAAAACCUCCCCGUCGGCCCGGGGACAAACAGCGACACCUUCUUCGGCCCCGUGCAAAACAGCAUGCAGUACGAAAAAGCCAAGGAACUCUUCUCCACCAUCACGACCGAAAACCUCACCGCCGCCCUGGGUUCCGCCUCCAUCGCCGACUCCGACGGCUACUUCAUCCACCCAACCAUCAUCGACAACCCGCCGGAAACCUCGCGCGUCGUGCAGGAGGAACCCUUUGCGCCGAUUCUGCCGGUGUUGAAAUGGAGCGAUGAGGAGGAUGUGCUUGCGCGUGCGAAUGGGGUUGAGACGGGACUGGGCGCGUCGGUUUGGUCUGGGGAUGCGGAGCGCGCGAGGCGGAUUGCCGAUCGCCUCGAGGCUGGCAGUGUCUGGAUUAAUUCGCAUUUCGAGGUUUCGCCGCUGGCGCCGUUUGGCGGGCAUAAGAGUUCGGGGAUUGGGAGUGAGUGGGGGCUCCAGGGGCUUGUGCAGUAUUGUAAUUGUCAGACGCUUUGGAUUAAGAAGGCGUAGAUUUGUAGAUUGUGUGCGAUUUGGUGUUUGGUUUAAUGAUAUCUCUUGUUCUCGUCAUGUCAUUCCAGUCCACCCGUAGAGAGGGGUUAUGGUAUGGAGUCGAGACUGGCCGGGGCUGCUGGUGGCAGGUGAGGGGCAUUGGAAAGGUCGGUG